Messenger RNA from Cuscuta epithymum, 2053 nucleotides. The record is from the annotation of a GenBank genome assembly. NCBI's taxonomy places the organism in Eukaryota, Viridiplantae, Streptophyta, Magnoliopsida, Solanales, Convolvulaceae.
AAAAGAAAAACUGCGGACCGAAUGACCGAUAUCAUCGGGUCAGGGUCUGUGGAUUUCAGUUCAGUUUUCCCACCGCUACGUAGGCGGGCGAUUAGAGAACGGAGGGUUAAACACCGCAAUAAUCAGUUGAGGAGGAAGAGGGCAGAUGGCAAGUCAGCUGAAAAACCCUAAAUAUCAUCCGAAGCUCAACCCCAACUGGGCUGAGCUAUGUCAAAAACUCAAUAUCAACAGUUCAAAGAAACAGCUCAUAAAGCCUAUGCGAGAAUCAGAAACCCCUAGUACCAUCUUGGGGAAGAGAAAAGAGAGGCAUAAUGUGCUAGCGAGUGAUUCACAGACCAACCCUUUGGAUCCUACCUCGUCUGAUUUUAGUGUUACUGAUGUGAUAGCCAUGGAUUGUGAAAUGGUUGGUGUCAGCUCUCUUGGACACAAGAGCGCACUUGGGCGAGUCACAUUGGUAAACAGAUGGGGAAAUGUUAUAUAUGAUGAAUAUGUCCGGCCAAUGGAAUAUGUUGUUGAUUUCCGCACCAAAAUAAGUGGAAUCAGACCUCACCACUUAAAGAAAGCAAAGAAUUUCAAUGCCGUUCAGAAGAAAGUUGCUGAGCUGACUAAAGGAAGAAUUCUUGUUGGCCAUGCUCUGCACAAUGAUCUGAAAGCUUUGCUGUUAAGUCACCCAAAGAAUGAUGUGCGUGAUACUUCCGAGUAUCAACCUUUCCUAAAAGAAGGACGUAGUCGUGCACUUAGGAGUCUUGCAGCCGAAAUUCUAGGAGCAGAUAUACAAAAUGGAGAGCAUUGUCCGGUGGAAGAUGCACGUGCUGCUAUGUUGCUUUACUUAAAACACAGGAGGGAGUGGGAAAAGCAUGUCAAGAGGAUGAAGAAAAAACAGGGAAUCCGGAAGCCGAAGAAGAAGAAGCUGGCGAAAGGUGCAGCCGUAGGUGAAGAUCAACUUGCUCCUGGAUAAUGUCUCCUGAGGCCUGAACUGCUAUGUUUUUUGUUUUCUUCAUCAAGAAAAAAAGGGUUUUCUGCUCAAACAGGUGAGGAAAUGAAUGGAUCUGCUCUUCAAUAUAAAAGAAGAAACACAGUAGAGUGUGCCUGCUCUUCUUCUUUCAAUGUACUGAAUAACUCGCCAAUUUCCAGAGUUCACACUGCAUCUGGUGGCGGAUGCCUUCAUUUAUUUUUUUAGGCUGGAUUAUUCUUAUUUUGGCACCAGAUAUCAUUUUCCAUCGACUGUUUUAGUAUGUUGGCCAUGGAAACAUAAAUAGGCUGGAAUACCAAAUUGGUAAAAAAAGAGGCUCAGGUCAUAUGGCUCAUUUUUAGCAGCGUGCUAAAAGAUGAACAUGUACCUGAGAUGAACUGAAUGUGGGUAUUAUGCCUGUUCGUCUAGCUCUGUGAAGGAGCUGAGAAUAUUGCUAAAAGUUAUGGAGAACAAGUUGUCAAUCCUUUAUAAUGAAAUAAAUGCUACUAUUUAUACUACUAAGGGAUAGGUAGAUUCCCUGACGUGGAUUGUUGUGGAUGGCUGUAUUCUCAAUCACCAAAUCUUCAGCAAUAAAUGUGUCUCCUGCCAAUAUCUUGGUUUCCCGUCAAGGUCUGUGGAUGAACUUUUUCAUGAUCCUGGGCCCUUGCCUUGGUGGUGUAAGGGCUGGGCUCCUUACGUCUCCUGCUAAUCAUCUGGCCGUGGGCGCUUACCGAUCACUUGGUGCAUUGGUGGGCUAAGGUCAUAGGGACUGAUCGUCUUGUUGGGUCAGUCGGUCGUCUUAUGGCACUUAGGUCCAUCAUGGUCAACUGUCCUUUAUGGGUUGUGUAGUCUAUUGAAGAGCAUCUUUGGGCCUUUCUCUCGACGGGCUUUGAUGAUCUUGGUUAAGGGAUUAAUGGGCCGAUCCCUGGUUGGGCCAUUAACCCAACGGAAACAUAUUCGAUAUCAUUUAUCAAUGAUUACGGAGUAUAAUACAAAUUUUUAUAACCCAACAAAAUAUAUAGUAGCAUGUAGCAUGAAUAUGAUUUCAAAAUACAUUACAUGAAUCUAAAUGUUAUGAAAGACUUCUUUAUAGAAAACUUU